UGUGGCAACAUGCUACAUGACGAGGUUGAAUUGUUGUCUGUCAGUGCACGACAAUUCACUGCUCCGGCUUUACAUUUUGGUUCAAUAAAAAAAAAAACUUGGGCCAUCAACUUAGAAUACUAGACGCAGUUCUCAGUUUUUCAUCAUGGCUCGUCGUUAUGACACACGUACAACCAUCUUUUCCCCUGAAGGUCGACUGUAUCAAGUCGAGUAUGCCAUGGAAGCCAUUGGCCAUGCAGGAACUUGCUUAGGGAUUUUAGCUUCAGAUGGUAUUGUGUUGGCAGCUGAGAGGCGCAAUACCAACAAACUCUUAGAUGAAGUUUUUUUCUCUGAGAAAAUCUAUCAACUCAAUGCUGACAUGGUCUGCAGUGUAGCGGGAAUCACUUCUGAUGCCAAUGUCUUGACUAAUGAACUCCGCCUCAUCUCUCAACGAUACCUUCUUCAAUAUGGAGAAUCUAUCCCAUGUGAACAGCUGGUUUCUUGGCUGUGUGAUGUCAAACAAGCUUACACUCAGUAUGGUGGUAAAAGGCCUUUUGGUGUGUCACUCCUGUAUGCAGGAUGGGAUCAUCAAUAUGGCUUUCAACUGUACCAGUCAGAUCCUUCAGGAAACUAUGGUGGAUGGAAAGCAACUUGCAUUGGAAAUAACAGUGCAGCUGCAGUAUCCAUGCUUAAGCAAGAAUACAAAGAAGGAGAAACUAAAAUUGACGACGCUUUGGCUUUGGCUAUCCGUGUUAUGAGCAAAACCAUGGAUGCCACUAAGCUUACUCCUGACAAACUGGAACUGGCUACACUCACACGACAUGAUAAUAAAACCUAUAUCAAAGUUCUCCCCGUCGCUCAGGUCAAAACCCUGAUUGCCGAUCAUGAGAAAAAAGAAGCUGCUGAAGCUGCGAAAUCCAAACCGACUACCGCCUCUUAAAAAUCUUCUUUGUGUUUCACAACUUUGAUUAUUUUGGAUUCUGAAACUUGGAAAUAUACCUUUCUGGUAUU
Molecule: messenger RNA, 990 nt
Organism: Daphnia carinata
Lineage: Eukaryota; Metazoa; Arthropoda; Branchiopoda; Diplostraca; Daphniidae
Gene: Prosalpha3
Product: proteasome subunit alpha type-4-like
Exons: 5
Coding region: 146-919 (257 amino acids)
Biological process (GO): ubiquitin-dependent protein catabolic process
Cellular component (GO): nucleus; proteasome core complex; proteasome core complex, alpha-subunit complex
Source: RefSeq, a predicted model, not a curated record